Molecule: messenger RNA, 657 nt
Organism: Chelmon rostratus (copperband butterflyfish)
Lineage: Eukaryota; Metazoa; Chordata; Actinopteri; Chaetodontiformes; Chaetodontidae
Product: proteasome maturation protein
Exons: 7
Coding region: 1-543 (180 amino acids)
Biological process (GO): proteasome assembly
Cellular component (GO): nucleus; cytoplasm
Source: RefSeq, a predicted model, not a curated record
AUGGUGGACGGUGCGAUCCGAUACACCGCUGGCAUAUACCGGACGUGUCGUCAUGAAAACGCGACUCAACCGGAUAUUAAAGAGUAUCGAAAGGAAAGUGGAAGAAACGGAAUCACAAUGAACACUCGAGGACUCCGCUCUCAACUCAGAGACAGCGUACCUGUGGCCGGCUUAUGUCCCCAGGGAGCUUAUGGAGUGCAGGACUCUCUUCGUAGCGGCUUUUCCAGUGUAAAGAAUGAGCUCCUUCCAAGCCACCCAUUGGAGCUGUCUGAAAAAAAUUUCCAGCUGAACAAGGACAAGAUCAAUUUCUCUACACUCAGGAACAUCCAGGGUCUUCAUGCUCCACUCAAAUUGCAGAUGGAGUACAGGGCAGCUAGACAGAUCCAGCGUCUGCCGUUCUUACAGAGUUCAAACCUGGCUCUGGAUACGCUGCAAGGCAGCGACGAGGCCAUCGGCUUUGAGGACAUCCUGAACGAUCCAGCUCAGAGCGAAAUGAUGGGCGAGCCACACAUGAUGGUGGAAUACAAACUGGGCCUGUUGUGAAAGAAGAUGCGCACACGCACACACACAAUACACACAAAACACAAGUACACACAAAGAUUCAUUCAGCAUUCAGUACUGAUUUUGUUUGAAUUUCUAAUAAACUUCAUAACCUUC